AUGCUCGUCUCAGACUCUACGCUAAAGCCUUCGAAAAAACUGAAGGCCAACUUUUGGAAGGUCGUCAUACAUAAAAUCCCCCGAUUGGAGAACCAAGCUUCGGAUGAGCUGGCCACGCUAGCCAGCUCGCAAUCACCGAUCGUCAUACCACAGUCGAUCAAGCAAGUAUCUUUAGUGGCUCAUGUCGACCGAAUGGAGGGACUCUCCUUCCCAAGUGAUUGGAGAAUGGCUCUAGUGGAAUUCUUGCGGUCAGGGGCUACGCCAGCCGAUCGGGAGGAGGCUCACUUAUUGAGGAAAAGGGCUGGUCGGUUCACCCUCAUAGGAGAUCAGCUCUACAAGAGGGUCUUCUCCAGACCUCUGCUCAAAUGCGUCGGAUCGGAGGACGCCGACUACAUACUACAAGAGGUAUAUUAA
This is a messenger RNA of Zingiber officinale, 414 nucleotides long. RefSeq lists its product as uncharacterized. NCBI's taxonomy places the organism in Eukaryota, Viridiplantae, Streptophyta, Magnoliopsida, Zingiberales, Zingiberaceae. The transcript has a single exon. Bases 1 to 414 code for a protein of 137 amino acids. The record is from RefSeq and is a predicted model, not a curated record.